Messenger RNA from Rangifer tarandus platyrhynchus (Svalbard reindeer), 1488 nucleotides. NCBI's taxonomy places the organism in Eukaryota, Metazoa, Chordata, Mammalia, Artiodactyla, Cervidae. The record is from the annotation of a GenBank genome assembly.
AUGCGGCUCACCCGCUGCCAGGCUGCCCUGGCAGCCGCCAUCACCCUCAACCUUCUGGUCCUGUUCUACGUCUCAUGGCUGCAUCACCAGCCCAGGAGCUCCCGGACCAGGGGCUCCCGCCGUGGAUCCGCCUCUGGCCCCCGCGUCACCAUCUUGGUGCGCGAGUUCGAGGCCUUUGACAACGCAGUACCGGAGCUGGUGGACUCUUUCCUGCAGCAAGAGCCUGCCCAGCCAGUGGUGGUGGUGGCCGAUGCGCUCCCCUACCCGCCCCUGGCCCUGCCGCGCAUCCCCAACGUUCGCCUGGCGCUGCUCCAGCCCGCCCUGGACCGACCUGCCGCAGCCUCCCGCCCGGAGACCUACGUGGCCACCGAGUACGUGGCCCUGGUGCCCGACGGGGCGAGGGCCGAGGCACCAGGCCAGCUGGAGCGCAUGGUCGAGGUGCUCCGAGCAGGCGGCGCACGCCUGGUGGCCGCUCCAGUCGCUUCGGCCAACCCGGCCCGGUGCCUGGCCCUGAACGUCAGUCUGCGGGAGUGGACCGCCCGCUACGGCCCAGCACCCUCCGCACCGCGCUGCGACGCCCUGGACGGGGAUGCCGUGGUGCUCCUGCGCGCCCGCGACCUCUUCAAUCUUUCGGCGCCCUUGGCCCGGCCCGUGGGCACCGGCCUCUUCCUGCAGACCGCCCUCCGCGGUUGGACGGUGCAAAUGCUGGACCUGCCCUUCGGCGCGGCACGCCAGCCUCCGCUGGCCACGGCCCAUGCGCGCUGGAAGGCAGAGCGCGAGGGGCGCUCACGACGGGCGGCGCUGCUGCGGGCGCUGGGCAUCCGCCUGGUGAGCUGGGAGGGUGGGCGGCUUGAAUGGUUCGGAUGCAACAAGGAGACCCCGCGCUGCUUCGGGACGGUGGUGGGCGACACGCCGGCCUACCUGUACGAGGAGCGCUGGACGCCCCCGUGCUGCCUGCGCGCGCUGCGCGAGACGGCCCGCUACGUGGUGGGCGUGCUGGAGGCGGCCGGCGUGCGCUACUGGCUGGAGGGCGGCUCGCUGCUGGGGGCGGCCCGCCACGGGGACAUCAUCCCGUGGGACUACGACGUGGACCUGGGCAUCUACCUGGAGGACGUGGGCAACUGCGAGCAGCUGCGGGGCGCCGAGGCAGGCUCGGUGGUGGACGAGCGCGGCUUUGUGUGGGAGAAGGCGGUGGAGGGCGACUUCUUCCGCGUGCAGUACAGCGAGAGCAACCACCUGCACGUGGACCUGUGGCCCUUCUACCCCCGGAACGGGGUCAUGACCAAGGACACGUGGCUGGACCACCGGCAGGAUGUCGAGUUCCCCGAACACUUCCUGCAACCUCUGGUGCCCCUGCCCUUUGCCGGCUUCGUGGCGCAGGCGCCCAACAACUACCGCCGUUUCCUGGAGCUCAAGUUCGGCCCCGGGGUCAUCGAGAACCCCGAAUACCCCAACCCGGCGCUCCUGAGUUUGGGGGGAAGCAGUUGA